CCUGCACACUUUCUCACGCACGCACGCAUACUCAAAGCAGAACGCCAGAGCCCACUCCUUAAGACACAUACAUCAUCUUCUCUCUCUCCCUCUCUCUCUCUCUCUCUCUCUCUGUGGCUAUGGAUAUGAUAAGGGCCUUAGCAGAGAGAAAGAAAGAAAGAGAGAGAGAGAGAUAGAGAGAGCAGAAGACGACAGAGUCACAGAGCAGAGAAAAACAGAGAUUUUUCCAGCCAUAUCAUACCUUAUUAUAUCGGCCUUUCUUCUCUGCCACUCAGAUUCAUCAAAUCCCCAUGAACAAAAAAAAAAUCCAUAUAACACACAUUUCCUUUUCUCUCAAAAACCCAAAAAUCCCAAAACCCCCAGGCCAAACCCCUUACCAAACUAGUUACGAAAACGAAGUUCUAUUUACCUCGCUUUAUUUAACAUACAUCCUUUCAAAAAUCUUGUCCAAGAGAAUUGUUAAUGAACCUCCGUCUAAUAUUUAUACUUUUGGUUUCUCUAGGCGUUGUGCAAUGUGGAUCGUCAUGGAUAUUCUGAAGCCCUAGAAAUUGAAAAGAGUAUUCAACUGGGUUUUCUCAUUCUUGGGUUGCAGAAGUGUCCUAUAGUUUAAUUUCUCUCCUGAUUCACUUUUUGCUUUUCUUUUCUUAUUUUACUAGGGCAUAUAGUUCUUUGUAGCUUUUGUUUGUUUGUUUUCUUUCCAAGCUGCAAAAGCAUGAACUUCAAUCACUUUGACAAUGGUGAUGCUCAUUUACCUCCUGGCUUUCGUUUCCACCCUACUGAUGAGGAACUCAUAACCUAUUACCUACUGAAGAAGGUGCUCGACAGCAGUUUCACUGGUAGAGCUAUUGCUGAAGUGGACCUCAACAAAUGCGAGCCAUGGGAGCUCCCUGAGAAGGCAAAGAUGGGAGAAAAAGAGUGGUACUUCUUUAGCCUUCGUGACCGGAAAUAUCCGACGGGUCUUCGAACUAACAGAGCCACUGAAGCUGGGUAUUGGAAAGCUACUGGGAAAGACAGGGAGAUUUACAGCUCCAAGACUUGCUCGCUUGUGGGAAUGAAGAAGACCCUGGUGUUUUACAGAGGUAGAGCUCCUAAAGGAGAGAAGAGCAAUUGGGUUAUGCAUGAAUACCGUCUUGAAGGCAAAUUUGCUUACCAUUAUCUCUCUCGGAGCUCCAAGGACGAGUGGGUGAUAUCCCGUGUGUUCCAGAAAAGCGGCUCGGGUAACGGCUCUACAACGAACAAUGGCGGCGGCGGCGGUGGCGGAUCGAAAAAGACAAGGUUGAUGAGCUCUUCCGGUUCCGUUAGUUUAUUUCCAGAACCGAGUUCACCAUCUUCGCUCUCGCUCCCGCCACUACUGGAUUCCUCCCCAUACCAAACCAAUUCCACCACCACCACAAACAACAACAACAACAACAACAACAACAAUGCCUCGGCUACUCUCACCGACCGUGAUAACUGCUCGUACGACAGUCCCAAACCGAAUGAGCACGUGUCCUGUUUCUCCACCAUUGCCACCAACGGCAAUUUCAACUUGAACUUCGACAUUCCUCCUCCUCCUCCUCAGCCUCAGCCGCCGAUGUUCGAUCCCUCGUCCUCCUUGUCGUCUCGGUUCUCCCGAAACGUGAAUGGAGUAUCGGCUUUCCCGAGCCUGAGGUCUCUGCAAGAGAAUCUUUACCUGCCUUUUUUUCCUUCUGAUAUCCACAUUCCCGCCGGAAUCGGAGGUGGGAUUGAAAUCGUCGACUGCGACUCCACCGUCAAUUGGCCGCCGCCGCAGCCGCCGGAGGAAUCGUCCAGGCAUUUGGGAUCUUCCGAGUUUGAAUGCAUGUGGUCUUACUGAUUUUUCGGGUUUCCGUUUAUGGGCUUGGGGACUUUUGAAAAUGACGGAUAUGUUACUGUGGAGUAUUAAUUAUUAUUAUCAUUAUUAGUAGCAGCAGUAGUGGUGGUAAGGUUGUUUUGGUAUUAUCCAUGUUUUUUUUUUUUUUAAAAAAAAGAUUGAAACUGGUAUUAUCUACGUUUCUUAUGUAUUGUUAUUAGUUGAGGUUAUCAUCUGGCCUUAAAUAUUUUUACUCUGCUUGGAAAGUGACUGGACUACUAUUUAGCUUUCAAUAUGUUAUGUUGGGGGAAGUAAUUGAGUACUGUUUUCUCAGUCCCCUCUUUUUGGUACUGUAUUUGGUCUUGCUUAAUAUUAAUCAGGCAGACGUU
Molecule: messenger RNA, 2199 nt
Organism: Ziziphus jujuba (common jujube)
Lineage: Eukaryota; Viridiplantae; Streptophyta; Magnoliopsida; Rosales; Rhamnaceae
Product: protein CUP-SHAPED COTYLEDON 2
Exons: 3
Coding region: 713-1834 (373 amino acids)
Biological process (GO): regulation of DNA-templated transcription
Molecular function (GO): DNA binding
Source: RefSeq, a predicted model, not a curated record